ACAAACUCUGGUUUUUGUAGCAAAGAAGACAACGGGGAAAAGUUAUCCGCGUAACGGAGCAUUAUAAUCAAGGUUUUCUAAAGUAGCUGCCAGGGUCAGUUUGAAACAACAGUCUUUUUUUAACCUGCUAAUGUUUGAUGCGCCUGAUAAUUUACUGAACAUUUUUAAUUGCACGUGCAUAGCUGUAUCUCGAUUAGCUUGGAUAUCCUAUUUAGGAGCAACAGUAACUACUACAGUAAGUUAGGACUUUAUUUUACUUCGAGAAAGUUUUGCGUUAAAUCCACAUGGACUGAACUCCGGGAAGACAACAAGUUUUAAAACUGGGAACGUGACUCCAAGAAGAUGUUUCUACUGUCUGAGAUUAAUGUUCACUGUGAGAACAACUGAAAGGCUAGCCAAUAUUUUUCCAAAAGCGACCGGGUGUAACCGGACUGUAAUCGGACAGUAACCGGACUGACGAAGUUUUAAAUGAAAACGUACUGGAAAUUGUUUUACAUCCAAAUGCAAACAAAUCACUGGAGCCAAGUUUAAGAUUGUAGCUCAUUCGGAACAAUGUCUGGCGUGGUGCGCACACUUAGCCGGUGCUUGCUCCCUGCCGAGGCGAGUCGAGAGCGGAGUAACAGCAAGGAGAGGAGCCGGGAUCGAGAUGUAAACCAGGAGCGUGAAGCAAGGCGCCGAAGUAGAGAAAUCGAUGCCAUGCUCGCCCGGGAGAGACGCUCUAUCCGCCGCUUGGUUAAAAUACUACUGCUUGGAGCCGGAGAAAGUGGCAAGUCGACAUUUCUAAAGCAAAUGAGGAUUAUACACGGGAAAGAGUUUGACCAGAAAGCGUUAGUGGAUUUUCGAGAUACUAUCUUCGAGAACAUUAUCAAGGGUAUGCGGGUGUUGGUGGACGCCCGGGACAAGCUGGGCAUUGCCUGGCAGAACUCCGAGAAUGAGAAGCACGGCAUGUUUGUGAUGGCCUUCGAGAACAAGGCCGGUGUUCCCGUAGAGCCCUGCACCUUCCAGUUGUACGUGCUCGCCCUGCGGGCUCUGUGGCAGGAUGCGGGCAUCCAGGAAGCCUAUGGGCGCAGGAGCGAAUUCCAGCUGGGUGAAUCAGUGAAGUAUUUCUUGGACAACCUGGACCGUAUUGGGCAACUGAAUUACCUGCCAAGCCGGCAGGACAUCCUGCUGGCGAGGAAGGCCACCAAGGGGAUCGUGGAGCAUGACUUUGUCAUCAAAAAGAUCCCCUUCAAGAUGGUGGACGUGGGCGGCCAGCGCUCCCAGCGGCAGAAAUGGUUCCAGUGCUUCGAUGGCAUCACCUCCAUCCUGUUCAUGGUGUCGUCCAGCGAGUACGACCAGGUGCUGAUGGAGGACCGCCGCACCAACCGCCUGGUGGAGUCCAUGAACAUCUUCGAGACCAUCGUCAACAACAAGCUCUUCUCCAACGUCUCCAUCAUCCUCUUCCUCAACAAGAUGGACCUGCUGGUGGAGAAGGUGAGGACGGUCAACAUCCGCAAGCACUUUGCUGACUUCCAGGGCGACCCGCACCGGCUGGAGGAUGUGCAGGCCUAUCUGGUGCAGUGCUUCAACCGCAAGAGGAGGAACCGCAGCAAGCCCCUCUUCCACCACUUCACCACAGCCAUCGACACAGAGAACAUCCGCUUUGUUUUCCACGCUGUCAAGGACACCAUCCUACAGGAGAACCUCAAGGACAUCAUGCUGCAGUGAAGCCUCUGACCCCAGCAGGGGCUCCUCUGUGUGUAGAUAUGCCUUUCGAAAGACUCCUAGGCAGCAGAGAGAAGGUGUGUAGACCUUAACUCAUGCAUUGAUGCCUCCUCGCUGGUCCUGUAUACCCUUGCAAUAUGUGAGCAAGUGAACCCUCUCUGUAACACACCCACUAACAACAGACUGCUGCUGCUGUACAGUCCUUCAGUGUUUAUGACCUUCAACUAAUCUGCGAUCGCUCUAUUCUUGGAACUUCCAUCACAUUCAUGACUAAUAACACAGUAAGCAAGUGAUAGUCAUAUGCUUGGUUAUGUGAUAGUGUUGCACAAGUAUUGCAUCCUGUUAAAGCUUGUUGAAACUUGCCAUCUAUGGUUGGGGAAAUCUUUAUUAGGGGAGAUUGCAGCAACCAUUGAAAUCUUGCUUUUAUAUUCCCUUCAAAAGAUCUAUGGGAUGAGCUGUGCAUGGUUGCUGAAGAUUAAGC
Megalops cyprinoides (Indo-Pacific tarpon) is the source of this 2185-nucleotide messenger RNA. RefSeq names its product guanine nucleotide-binding protein subunit alpha-12. Gene Ontology annotation, molecular function: D5 dopamine receptor binding; GTPase activity; guanyl nucleotide binding. The coding region runs from base 553 to 1707 and encodes 384 amino acids. The transcript has 4 exons. Gene Ontology annotation, biological process: Rho protein signal transduction; adenylate cyclase-modulating G protein-coupled receptor signaling pathway. The record is from RefSeq and is a predicted model, not a curated record. Gene Ontology annotation, cellular component: brush border membrane; heterotrimeric G-protein complex. NCBI's taxonomy places the organism in Eukaryota, Metazoa, Chordata, Actinopteri, Elopiformes, Megalopidae.